This is a messenger RNA of Ceratotherium simum simum (southern white rhinoceros), 1190 nucleotides long. It is a transcript of the gene FAM185A, whose product is annotated as family with sequence similarity 185 member A. NCBI's taxonomy places the organism in Eukaryota, Metazoa, Chordata, Mammalia, Perissodactyla, Rhinocerotidae. The record is from RefSeq and is a predicted model, not a curated record.
AUGUUCGCCCCCAGCUCGGCCGGGAGGCUCGGCUGCCUCCGGCUGGGUCAGCUCCGAGCGUGGGCCGUCGGACGCUGGGCGUGUCGGGCUCGUCAGGCCGGGUCGUAUGGCUCCGCUGGGUCCGAGCCCGAGGUCCCCCCGCCGGGACCCGCGCGGGGGACUCUGACGGAGUGGGCGCUGCUGGUGAGCCCGUUCGGGCGCCUGCGGGCGCGGCUCCCAUGCCACCUGGCCGUGAGGCCCCUCGACCCCCUCGCCUACCCGGACGGCGACCGCGUGCUGGUGGCGGUGAGCGGGGCGGAGGAGGGUGCGGCGCGGGGCCCGGCCGGCCUGCGGGUGACGUACGACGAGGCGCUGAGGGAGGUGGCCGUCGUGUCCGAGUCCAUCGACCCCCGGGCUGCCGUGGAGGUGCACGCACCCCUGAAGUUCGACUUGAAUAUCAAGUCAUCAGGAUCUGGCUGUGUAAAAGUCCAAAAUAUUGAGUGUGAUAAUUGUAAAAUUGAAACUGAGCAAGGGACCAGCAUCUUACAGUCUGUUAAGAGUCAAAAAUUACGUGUUCAAACAAAAGGAGGCAAAGUGAUCUGUCUGGGAACAGUUUAUGGAAAUAUAAACAUUCAUGCAUCAGAUAAAAGUAUUGUGACCAUAGAUAAACUUCAGGGAAGUUCUAUUAAUAUAUCUACUGAAGAUGGUUUGCUGAAAGCCAAGUAUCUUUAUACAGAAUCAUCAUUUCUAUCUUCUGCUGCUGGGGAUAUUACGUUAGGAAGUGUUCAUGGUAAUAUAACAUUACAAAGCAAGAUGGGUAGCAUCACAGUAGAUUCGUCCUCUGGAUGUCUAACAGCCUCAACUCAUCAAGGUGCCAUAGAUAUUUAUGUCAGCCAGCUGGGGAAAGUGGAAUUGAAAGCCCAUAAAGGCUCUAUUCUCGUCAAGGUUGCGUCUUCUCUUCAAGCUCAUUUGCAGUUAUCAGGGAAAGAGGUUGAUGUAAACUCAGAAGUCCAUGUUCAAGAAAUGGCUGAAGCUUAUAAAGAUGAUGGUGUAAUAGUUACUGGGCUCCUGAAUCAAGCAAGCACACGUGAAAAAUGGAUUAAGGCUGAUGCCCCAAAAGGCACUGUAAGUUUGAGAAGUCAGAGCUGGUUUCAGUCCCUAAAACUACAGGACUAAGAAUGGUUUGAGUUGUGUUUAUAGUUUUUAACAGU